Messenger RNA from Budorcas taxicolor (takin), 456 nucleotides. RefSeq names its product seminal plasma protein BSP-30 kDa-like. Lineage: Eukaryota; Metazoa; Chordata; Mammalia; Artiodactyla; Bovidae. Gene Ontology annotation, molecular function: heparin binding. Bases 1 to 456 code for a protein of 151 amino acids. The record is from RefSeq and is a predicted model, not a curated record. The transcript has 5 exons. Gene Ontology annotation, cellular component: cell surface.
AUGGCACCGCGUCUGGGGCUCUUUCUGAUUUGGGCUGGUGCGCCUGUGUUUCUACAACUGCACCCUGUGACUGGAGAUGAGCCGCCGCCGGAUGUGUACGACCUUCCCGAAACGCCCACUACAACUUUGUCUUACACCAUUGCUGGUGCUCAAGUGGAGAAGCCGCAUGAGGACAACAGUCCUCCAUGUGCUUUCCCAUUCACCUAUAGACGCAAAAUGUAUUAUAAGUGCACGUCGGUGAAUUCCGAAAGAGAAUGGUGCUCUCUUGAUGAAGAUUAUGUAGGAAGAUGGAAAAUCUGUAGUGAUGGAGACCGUCCCAAAUGUCAUUUCCCCUUUAUAUAUCGCGAUAAACGAUAUUUCCGUUGCACAACAGAAGGGAGUGCUUAUGGUUUAGCUUGGUGUUCACUCACUGAAUACUUUGAGCGAGAAUAUGCUUGGCAGUACUGCGACUGGUAA